Messenger RNA from Rhea pennata, 1029 nucleotides. It is a transcript of the gene VIP, whose product is annotated as vasoactive intestinal peptide. NCBI's taxonomy places the organism in Eukaryota, Metazoa, Chordata, Aves, Rheiformes, Rheidae. The record is from RefSeq and is a predicted model, not a curated record. Gene Ontology annotation, cellular component: neuron projection; extracellular region. The coding region runs from base 149 to 751 and encodes 200 amino acids. The transcript is spliced from 7 exons. Gene Ontology annotation, molecular function: peptide hormone receptor binding; neuropeptide hormone activity. Gene Ontology annotation, biological process: negative regulation of apoptotic process; epinephrine secretion; positive regulation of endothelial cell proliferation.
CGGAGCGCUCCUCUUCUUCCCCGUCCUCCUCUUCCUCCGCAGCCACCCCGUGAGCCGCGCAGCGGGACAGGGCGCAGGCCGAGGCUCCUCCCGCCGUCCGCAGCAGCCGAGCCAGCCCCACCGACGGACUCGCGGCUCCGUGGCGGCCAUGGAGCACCGCGGCGCCUCCCCGCUCCUCCUCGCCCUCGCCCUCCUGAGCGCGCUGUGCUGGCGGGCCCGGGCGCUGCCGCCGCGGGGCGCCGCCUUCCCCGCCGUGCCGCGAUUGGUAAACAGAAUGCCAUUUGAUGGAGCCAGUGAACCUGACCAUGCCCGUGGGUUACUAAAGUCUGAAUCAGACAUUUUGCAAAACACACUACCUGAAAAUGAGAAGUUCUAUUUUGAUCUGUCCAGAAUUAUUGAUAGAAAUGCAAGGCAUGCUGAUGGAAUUUUCACCAGCGUCUACAGCCAUCUUUUGGCUAAACUUGCUGUGAAGAGAUAUCUGCAUUCGCUUAUUAGAAAACGAGUUAGCUCCCAGGACAGUCCUGUCAAACGCCACUCUGAUGCUGUCUUCACUGACAACUACAGCCGCUUCCGAAAGCAAAUGGCUGUGAAGAAAUACUUAAACUCAGUUUUAACUGGAAAAAGAAGCCAGGAAGAGCUAAACCCUGCUAAACUUCGAGAUGAAGCAGAACUUCUUGAACCUUCCUUUUCAGAAAACUAUGAUGAUGUUUCUGUAGAUGAGCUGCUGAGGCACCUCCCACUGGACCUCUGAAGGACACCUGGUGAAGUCUAUGACAAGAAAAGUUAUUUUUGAGUUCCACAUAAUAUUUCAAAGAGCUGACUUUAGUCAUCAAACCAGAACAAACAUAUUUGUGAAGUGAAAGUUGUGAUAUAUUUGUUUCUUAUGUAAUAAAAGUUGAUAUUUACAUUGUAAAUAUUACUCUAGAAUUCUCUACUGAAAGCUGUACAUAUGGAUGCCAGUUUAACUCAUGAGAAGUCUGUAAGUCUCAUAUGCUGUAAAUCCUUUACUUCAAUAAAUUUGAAAAUGAG